GGCAUCGCCGCGGCUGGCUGCGGCCGCGGUGGCGGCGCCGCGCCGCCUCACCUCCCCUCGCCUUGCCUGGCCGCUCUCCGCCGCGGAGGGGCGGCGCUGCCUCUCCGCACUCCCCCUCCCGGCGCCCCCGCUCCGACUCCGAGAAGGGCGCGGGGAGCCCCCCACGCUCCCCCUCGGCGCGGCGGCGGAGUUUGAGCCGGCGGCGGCUCGGGUGCGAUGCCGUGUUAGCCGGCGGCCCGCCCCCCGAGGUAGCGCCGGCGGAAAGGGGUGCGAGUUGCCGGGGCUGUGUCUUGGCACCAUGGGCACCGGGCUGGGGGUCGCGGCGGGUGGGCUCCCUGCGCGUUCCGGCUGAGCCCAGGGAUGUGCCGGCGCCCUGUGGAAAUAUUCUGGGAAUAGCGCGGAGCGGUCCGAGGAGGACGAGCGGCACAGCGAUUCACCAGCUGAGAGGAGGUCGCCCGGUGGUGCUGUACAGGCAAACAAAUAUCGCUUGCUGUGCCAUAGCACAUGGAUUUCAGGACCACCUGUGAAGAGACAAAGACAGGGAUUUGUUUGCUGCAGGAUGGUAACCAGGAGCCUUUCAAAGUGCGACUGCACUUAGCCAAAGAUAUUUUGAUGAUCCAGGAGCAGGAUGUGAUCUGUGUGUCUGGUGAGCCUUUCUAUUCUGGUGAAAGAACAGUAACAAUUAGAAGACAGACUGUAGGAGGAUUUGGAUUAAGUAUAAAGGGUGGAGCAGAACAUAAUAUUCCAGUGGUCAUUUCUAAGAUUUCCAAAGAACAAAGAGCGGAGCUGUCAGGUUUGCUCUUUAUAGGAGAUGCAAUUCUGCAGAUUAAUGGAAUUAAUGUGAGAAAAUGCAGGCAUGAAGAAGUGGUUCAGGUCCUUCGUAAUGCAGGGGAAGAAGUGACCCUAACUGUGUCCUUUCUGAAAAGAGCACCUGCUUUUCUCAAACUGCCUCUGAAUGAAGAUUGUGCAUGUGCCCCCAGUGACCAGAGCAGUGGCACAUCCUCUCCCCUAUGUGACAGUGGUUUGCAUCUCAACUACCAUCCCAACAACACGGAUACAUUGUCAUGCUCCUCAUGGCCAGCAUCCCCAGGACUUAGGUGGGAAAAAAGAUGGUGUGAUCUCCGAUUAAUUCCACUUCUUCAUUCACGGUUUUCCCAGUACCUUCCAGGAUCAGAUUUGUGCAGGCAAAAUGCAUUCCAAGUAAUUGCUGUGGAUGGGGUUUGCAGUGGAAUAAUUCAGUGUCUCUCUGCUGAAGACUGUAUUGACUGGCUACAAGCAAUAGCAAGUAACAUUUCCAACCUCACAAAGCACAAUAUUAAAAAAAUCAACAGGAAUUUUCCCGUAAACCAGCAGAUAGUCUACAUGGGCUGGACGGAAGAACGGGAACAAGACUCCCUUCAGGAUCGAAUGUACACACCAAAGUUUCUAGCAUUGAGGGGAUCCUCCCUAUAUAAGUUUUUAGCACCUCCAGUCACAACCUGGGAUUGGACACGAGCUGAGAAAACGUUUUCAGUCUAUGAGAUAAUGUGCAAAAUUCUCAAGGACAGUGAUCUGCUGGACCGGCGGAAACAUUGCUUCAGCGUCCAGUCUGAAUCUGGAGAAGAUCUUUACUUCUCUGUGGAGCUAGAGUCUGACCUAACACUAUGGGAAAAAGCCUUCCAAACAGCAACUUUUUUAGAAGUUGAACGGAUACAGUGCAAGACAUAUGCCUGUGUUUUGGAGAGUCAUCUUAUGGGACUUACCAUCGACUUCAGCAUGGGCUUUGUCUGUUUUGAUGCUGCCACAAAGGCUGUCCUUUGGAGGUACAAGUUUUCCCAGCUCAAAGGUUCUUCAGACGACGGGAAGAGCAAAAUCAAAUUCUUGUUCCAAAACCAAGAUACUAAACAAAUUGAAGCAAAGGAGCUGGAAUUUUCCAACCUGUUUGCAGUCCUUCACUGUAUCCACUCAUUCUUUGCAGCCAAAGUGGCUUGUUUGGACCCUUUGUAUGUUGGCAGUCAAGCCACAGCUUCUGCUGCUCCCACAACUUCUGGUACUGGCAAAUUAAAGUAUACUACUUGACAUCUCACAUUACAGCACUGCCACUUACCAACAAGACAUUACAAUGUAUAAAUAUUCAUAAGAUGUAGACCUUUGAUGAACCAUGUACAUGGAAACCAAUCCUGGAGGCAAGACAUCUUGCAGCAUCAGCAGAUAAAUGGUCACGUGGGAUCAUAAAUUCAUCUCUGUUCUGCAAGGCAUCAGUAAAUAAUCCUAGUCAAACCCCCAGAAUAGGAUGGAUAUGCUUUUAGUAUGAUCUAUUUGUACUUACAUAGUGCUUUAAAGCAACACUGGAAGCAAAGGAAUAAAUGCUGAGAUGAAGCACUUCAGUAUUUAAUAAAAUUUUCAAAUUGCUGUAAUAAUAAACAAAUAGAAUUGUCAUCUUCCUGUUUUCAGAUGUUUUUAAUGACAAUAUACUAAACUCUGAGUAUGAACUUAAUACCCUAUCAUCAUAUUAGAAAUGGCAUAAGAGCAAGCAGCGAGCAUAUAGUACAUGAUGACAAGGAGAUAAGCAUGAAAAGGCAUUGGUGUAAGUAUCUCCUCAAAUAAGAAAGCACUUUAAGCACUGCUGUAAAUCCAUACUUGUGUCCAUACAUGGAGUCAUGCUGCUUUGCCUAGCCUGUUCUUUUAGCCUAACGAUAACAACGGCAAAGACAGAGCCAUAUUGGAUACGUACGUUAAAAAACAGCUCACAAAGCAAAACAUCCUUCUGUGAGUACGUCCCUCUUCACAGUUCUUCACAGGAAGAGAGAUUGGCCUUUGGAAUGGGCUGCCCAGGGAGGUGGUGGAGUCACCAUCACUGGAGGUAUUUAGGAAGAGACUGGAUGGGGUGCUUGGUGCCAUGGUUUAGUUGAUCAGAUGGUGUUGGGUGAUAGGUUGGACUUGAUGAUCUCAAAGGUCUUUUCCAACCUGGUUAAUUCUAUUCUAUUCAGGUAAAAAUAAUGUGAUAUGCAUCUCAUUUUAAUUACAAAGUAAGUAUAAAAUACCAUGUCUGCUAUCUACUGCCUCCCUCUACUUUUGUCCAGAAUUAAAUUCUGUGAAUCUAUUAGAUUUUGCUCACAGAUCUUAGGUGUUGAAUUUGUUGCAGAGACAAUCCACUUAAUAUGUUGUUUCUGUGUUUAACCUUGAUUUCACUUCAUAAGCAGAACCUCUAUUCUACUCAGGCUCUCAGCAAAACAGAUAUCCUACAUUAUGCUUGGAAAAAAUGAGUUCACCCUUUAAAGUCUUAAUCAUUUCUUUUUGGUUUGUAUUGUGAGUACAAGACAGGACUAAAUUAAAUAACGUGGAAAGAACAGGUGACAGAAUGCAUAAUGUCUUUGUAUGCAGCACUCUGGACCACAUAGGAGCUCCAGAGUGUGAUGCAGUGAGGAAAUCUGAAGGAGUUGUAAAUUUCAAAUCGAUAACUUCAUUUGAAUAUCACUUUGCAAAAUAAUGUAAUGUUAUGCUAUUAUACACAUCAGUGAAGAGGGGAAAAUGGUGGGAGGGUGUGUGGGAUAGCUAAAACAAUAGGAAAGGUG
Molecule: messenger RNA, 3554 nt
Organism: Dryobates pubescens (Downy woodpecker)
Lineage: Eukaryota; Metazoa; Chordata; Aves; Piciformes; Picidae
Gene: SNTG1
Product: syntrophin gamma 1
Exons: 18
Coding region: 505-2058 (517 amino acids)
Cellular component (GO): dystrophin-associated glycoprotein complex; intracellular anatomical structure
Molecular function (GO): structural molecule activity; protein binding
Source: RefSeq, a predicted model, not a curated record